Molecule: messenger RNA, 714 nt
Organism: Hirsutella rhossiliensis
Lineage: Eukaryota; Fungi; Ascomycota; Sordariomycetes; Hypocreales; Ophiocordycipitaceae
Product: ubiquinol cytochrome reductase transmembrane domain-containing protein
Exons: 4
Coding region: 1-714 (237 amino acids)
Biological process (GO): mitochondrial electron transport, ubiquinol to cytochrome c
Cellular component (GO): membrane
Molecular function (GO): 2 iron, 2 sulfur cluster binding; quinol-cytochrome-c reductase activity
Source: RefSeq, a predicted model, not a curated record
AUGGCGACGCUCUCGACAGCUUCCCGCCUGUGCCUGCUGAGGUCGGCCGCCGCCCGCAAGCCGGUCGCGCCGGCAGCGGUGCGGGCGCUCAGCACAACGGCCGCGCGCCCGGACGGCGGCGCGUCGUCGUACACGAGCCCGUUCCGGGGCGGCGAGUCGAGCGGCAACAAGAUCCCCGACUUUGGCAAAUACAUGUCCAAGAGCGGCGAGGACUCCACCAAGCUCUUUUCCUACUUCAUGGUCGGCGCCAUGGGUGCCAUUACGGCGGCGGGCGCCAAGAGCACUGUUCAGGAGUUUCUCGUCAACAUGUCCGCGUCUGCCGAUGUCCUGGCCAUGGCCAAGGUCGAGGUCGACCUGAAUGCCAUCCCCGAGGGCAAGAACGUCAUCAUCAAGUGGCGAGGGAAGCCCGUCUUCAUCCGGCACCGAACCCAGGACGAAAUCGACCAGGCCAACAAGGUCAACAUCGCCUCCCUCCGCGACCCGCAGUCCGACGAAGACCGCGUCAAGAAGCCCGAGUGGCUGGUCAUGCUGGGCGUCUGCACGCAUCUCGGCUGUGUCCCCAUCGGCGAGGCCGGCGACUUCGGCGGCUGGUUCUGCCCCUGCCACGGCUCCCACUACGACAUCUCGGGUCGGAUAAGAAAGGGUCCUGCGCCCCUCAACCUCGAGAUCCCCGAGUACGACUUCCCCGAGGACGGCCUGCUGAUCGUCGGUUGA